This is a messenger RNA of Oryzias latipes (Japanese medaka), 975 nucleotides long. It is a transcript of the gene gstz1, whose product is annotated as glutathione S-transferase zeta 1. Gene Ontology annotation, biological process: L-phenylalanine catabolic process; glutathione metabolic process. Gene Ontology annotation, cellular component: cytoplasm; mitochondrion. Gene Ontology annotation, molecular function: glutathione transferase activity; maleylacetoacetate isomerase activity. NCBI's taxonomy places the organism in Eukaryota, Metazoa, Chordata, Actinopteri, Beloniformes, Adrianichthyidae. The record is from RefSeq and is a predicted model, not a curated record.
UGUAAUCUGACCGUUUUACAGCUAAAGCGAUGCAAAAAGCUCCGUUAACUUCACAUUCUCCAAAGAUAUGUCUUGUUCAGACUAACUAUUUUUAAGUAAACUAAAAGAAGUUACAUUUUCUUGUAACUUAACAGAUUUAAAGUAAAAACUCGUACUCUUUAAUCAAGUCCCUUUAACGCCAACAAUGCACUUGUCAAGCGUUUGCCUUGCAAAGCCUGUGCUUUACAGCUACUUCAGAAGUUCAUGCUCUUGGAGGGUUCGCAUUGCAUUUGCUCUCAAAGGCAUUGAAUAUAACCUGGUUCCAGUGAAUUUGAUCAAAGAUGGAGGCCAGCAGCGCUCAGAGCAAUACAGCAAAUUAAACCCCAUGCAGCAAGUGCCUGCAGUGGAAAUUGAUGGCAUCACCCUCUGUCAGUCACUUGCGGUGAUUCAGUACAUUGAUGAGACUAGGCCGGGACCUUGUCUUCUUCCUGUGGAUCCAAAAGCACGUGCCAAAGUUCGGAUGAUCAGUGACCUCAUUGCCUCAGGCAUACAGCCUAUCCAGAAUUUGUCCGUGCUCCAGAAAGUAGGAGAAGAGAAGGUUCCAUGGGGUCAGCACUUCAUUAAUCGUGGUUUUCAGGCUCUCGAGCCAAUUCUGAAGGAAACUUCUGGGAAAUACUGUGUAGGGGAUGAGAUUUCCAUGGCAGACAUCUGUCUGGUUCCACAAGUCUAUAACGCAGAAAGGUUCAAAGUGGACAUUGGGCAGUAUCCAACCAUCAGAAAGAUAAAUGAGACCUUACUUGAGCUUGAAGCCUUCAAAGUGAGCCACCCGUCUCAUCAGCCAGAUACACCUGCUAAUCUUCAAGCAUAAACGGAACUGAGAAAUCCAGCAUUUAAUAAAAAGUAAACCUCAACAACAUGAUUUUGUCAUAUAUAUUAGUAGUUUGUCACAGUGUUUAAUCAUUCAUAAAUACAUGUAAAGAAAAUAAAAUACAUAUG